CUAAGACCUAAGAUAAUGUUUUAAAAAAGUUGUUAACACUAGUCCUUAUCAUCUUAGGCCUAAGUUAAAUUGAUGUAAAAAUUGUUUGGAAUUGAUUACUAGUUCAAGUGGCGUGGUUGCGUAUAUACUUAUUUUUAGCGAACGUGAAUUAAGUAAACUGAAGCUGUACCUACACUUCUCAGAGAAUGGAGUCAUGUCCAAGUACACCCCAACCGACUCUCAGCCAUGAAUUGCGAGCUUUAAUCAAUCAAAGGAAUAUAUUGACUGCAAAGUCAAAGUCCAAAGUACUCAAUGCUCUUGACAAGCAAAUUGAAGAGAACAGAAAGAAGCAGCAGUUGGAUUUAAGGAACAAAGUCAUAGAAGAAAUAUUUACGUCAGAAGUAUCUUACUUGAGUCAGCUAGAAGUUAUUACGAAGUAUUUCAAAGAGCCGUUAGAAUCAUCAGACUUGAUCUCCGGCCCCACAAAACGAACUCUAUUUGGAAACAUUGAGUCCAUAUACCAAGUCAAUGGGGAACUCGUAAACCAACUCAAAACAAGAGGAACCAAUGUUGCUGCAGCGUUCCUGCAUUUGGCUCCAUUUUUCAAAAUAUAUUCUAUGUAUGCUUACAACUACAAAAGUGCCAUACGUUUACUAGAGGACCUGCCGACACACAACCCUAGACUAGGAGAGUGGAUAAGAAGCCAGGAAAGACGACCUGAGGUGGGGAACAAGUUGAGUGCUCUGCUGAUAACACCCAUACAGAGACUUCCGAGGUACAGACUUCUGCUGAGACAACUGUUGAGUCUGACACCAGAUAGUCAUCCUCACAGGACCACACUUGUGGAGGCAGUGAAAGAGGUAGAAAAUGCUACGUCACACAUUAACAACCUAGUUUUUGAGCAAGAAACACACUCAAGACUACUGACUCUUCAAAAUUGUUUGCUCCGCUCGAAACCUUGUAUUGUUGGGCCUAACAAGAAACUGUUAAAGGAAGGAAUACUUAUGAAGAUGAGUGCUAAUGGCCAGAAGGCGCAGAAACGUUACUUCAUCUUGCUCAGCGACAGUGUUGUGUACUGCAAGCUACUCGGCAAAGAGGAAGGAAUGCCUCACGAGAGCGGGUCGCUACAAUCCUGUUGUGUGCUGCCCAUUGGCAAAUGCAGCGUCGAGAACGUUCUCGGUCAAGGUGUGUUCAACUUGACUUGCCGCAGCGAGACCUACAUUCUGUUCUCGGAACACCGGGAUGACGCCUCAGAUUGGGUUACGGCCAUCAGAGAUGCGAUAGCUCAGCAUCACGAGAAUUUGCAAACUCUCAGAAAGAAAAGUAGUUCUCGUCACACCCUACAAAUGACUAGGAAAAGAAAAUUGCUAAAAGAAAAUAACAAUCCAAACAAUGAAGAAAGUCCUAUGAAAAAAAUGAAAACACACACAAGCAGUCAAGAUGAAGACAAAAUGAAACAACAUUGUGACGGGAAGGAAAAUCCUCAGGCUUGUCAGGAAACAGUUCAGAAGAACAACUAUUUGCAGUCAAUCAAAUCGUUAUUUAUGUCUUUUGGAGAAACUGUCAGAACCUACAUGUUCCCUGGGCCGUCUUCUAGAUCGUCAAACGUUUAAGAGAUAUGGAAAUCUUAAAACCUGUAGAAUUGUAUUAACUGUACAACAUAUUUUAUGAUUUUGGUGCUUUAGACUGCGUUAUGUCUUGACUGUCCCACUUGUUAUUAAACUAAAGAGUUUAUUUUUUACUACAUUAUUUACAAAGUGUAAAAUAAGUCAUAAAAGAAUAUUAAUUUCAGAUUUAAAAAAUCUUUGGUAUAAAUAUUUUACUGUGCUGACUAAGUUUUUAUUGUAUUGUGUAACUGUACUUGUGCUAUCAAGUUAAAACUUGUGUAGGUUGUAUUUUUUUAUUGAACUUUUGUAAACCAGAUAUUUGUAUCAAUAAA
Messenger RNA from Macrosteles quadrilineatus (aster leafhopper), 1918 nucleotides. Its product is annotated as FYVE, RhoGEF and PH domain-containing protein 3-like. Bases 186 to 1592 code for a protein of 468 amino acids. Lineage: Eukaryota; Metazoa; Arthropoda; Insecta; Hemiptera; Cicadellidae. The transcript is spliced from 11 exons. Gene Ontology annotation, molecular function: guanyl-nucleotide exchange factor activity. Gene Ontology annotation, cellular component: cytoplasm. The record is from RefSeq and is a predicted model, not a curated record. Gene Ontology annotation, biological process: intracellular signal transduction.